Messenger RNA from Monomorium pharaonis (pharaoh ant), 3704 nucleotides. It is a transcript of the gene eya, whose product is annotated as eyes absent homolog 4. Gene Ontology annotation, molecular function: protein tyrosine phosphatase activity. NCBI's taxonomy places the organism in Eukaryota, Metazoa, Arthropoda, Insecta, Hymenoptera, Formicidae. The record is from RefSeq and is a predicted model, not a curated record. Gene Ontology annotation, cellular component: nucleus. Gene Ontology annotation, biological process: negative regulation of extrinsic apoptotic signaling pathway in absence of ligand; multicellular organism development; cell differentiation. The coding region runs from base 719 to 2302 and encodes 527 amino acids. The transcript is spliced from 9 exons.
GGUCCGCCGCUACACCACUGUACACGACACGCCGCCAGGAAAACGAUGGUAGCGGAGUCUAUCGUGAGUGAUCUCCAUUGAUGGGGGGAAAACGUUUCCCAAUAAAAAAAAACUCGUACCGGAAAAAAAUUAAACGCGCGCUCUCGCGAGCGGCCGUUCGGUGAGUAUCCGGUCCUGGUGCGCGACCAGGACUCCCAGCUAGGAGCUCUCCGUAUCCCUCACGCUCUUCGGGUGGAGCGCGCUGAUCCUGCAGAAGAUCCCACGCGACUCGGACAUCGAAUGAGCGCAUCUCAAUCGAAACAAACGUGGAUUUCGUGACGGAUCAUCACGGUGUCUCUCUCUCUCUCUCUCUCUCUCUCUUUCUCUCCCUCUCUCUCUCUGUGUAUGUGUGCAUAUGUGUUGUGUGCCGGGCGGUGCGCGAGACGUAACGCACGCAGGGUGGUAGUUGAAGACACGCAGCAGUAGCACGAUGUUUCCGUGGUUCUGGAAAAUGCGAGCAAUGUGAAUCCGGCUGGAAUAAUCACGGGUAAAUACGUGGAUCCCAAACACGGCACGUUUACGCGCAUACGUACAUAGCAGAUACGCGCGGCCGCACGCACGCGUUACGCACCCCCGGGAUAACGAUGCUGUUGUCAGGAGGGAACUGCCGACGGCAUCCUUGAAUCUUUGUUGGAGCACUGAGUGUGGCAGCCAGCGACGGAACGUAAGAUAGAGUGAUAUGUUAACCGAAGACAAUGAUCCGACAAAACCAGCAAGGGUUUUAGAUAAUGCUGGCAACGUGUCUUCCUCAACAGAAGCCUCGGUACAGCAUCCUCGCGCUGCAAACAAUGAGACCGAAGUUAAGAACGAGGUGCAGGACUGUCCUGAGAAUGAUAAUGUACCCGGUAGUGAACUAUAUAUUGACGAAAAUGCCGAGGAAAAAGAGCAGGAGUAUCCGGAUUCGAUGGAAAAAACGGAUUACGGAUCCUUAUACACCAACCAAUAUUACAACUUAUACAAUUCGCCGCCUUAUGGAUCAACGACAGCUUCGAAAAACGCAUCAAGCUUGCAGGGUUCGUAUCUAAGCUCUUACACAUCGUCAAGCUCGAUGACGCAGUAUCCGUCCUACGCCGGUUACAAUAGCGGGACGACAACCUUCCCAAACAUGGCGCAAAAUAUAUCAUCGGCCUCUCAAAAAUUAGAUUAUAGUGCUUACAGCAGUAGUUUGUACGGAAAUGACAGGGUAUCGCUUCAGUAUUCCGGAUAUUAUUCUGUGCCUGGUUAUCACGCGCCACCGACUUCGUUCAAUAUCGGAAAUUCAAUCAACUUUGCUGAUUCGACCAAGUCUGCGCUUAUGUUGGAUCCAACGACGCAUGAUGCGAGCGAUCUGACCGCGCGGGAAACCGCAAACAUCGAAGUGGCAACGACGAAGCCAUGCAGACGCGGAAGGAGACAGAGCGGAAGCGGAAACAGUAUCGGUUCCGCGGAUACGACGGAAGCCGGCCCCGAACGUAUAUUCAUCUGGGACCUUGAUGAAACCAUAGUCGUGUUCCAUUCCCUACUAACCGGACAAUUCGCUAACAAAUAUCGUAAGGAUACAAAUCUUCUGGCUCAAGUAGGAUUCAGGAUGGAGGAGAUGAUAUUCAAUUUGGCAGAUACGCACUUUUUCUUCAGUGACGUUGAGGAUUGCGAUCAAGUGCAUAUAGACGAUGUUUCAUCAGACGACAACGGUCAGGACUUGUCAUCUUACAAUUUCGGGACCGACGGUUUCCAGUGCGCGUCUGCGAACAAUGGGAUAUGCUUAGCUUCUGGUGUACGAGGCGGAGUCGAUUGGAUGAGAAAACUAGCAUUUCGUUAUCGUAAAAUCAAGGAAACUUAUUGCAAUUAUCGGAACAAUGUAGGUGGCCUUCUAGGUUCAACCAAGCGCGAACAGUGGCUACAGUUACGUUCUGAGAUAGAAAUGUUAACCGAUAACUGGUUGACGUCGGCAGUCAAGUGUCUGAAUCUUAUCAACAAGAGAACCCAUUGCAUCAACAUUCUAGUAACAACUACACAGUUAGUGCCCGCACUCUCCAAAGUUUUGCUAUUUGGCAUUGGCGGAAUAUUCCCUAUAGAGAAUAUAUAUUCAGCCUCUAAAAUCGGAAAGGAGAGCUGUUUUGGUAGGGUAGUCGCCCGAUUUGGUCGCAGAUGUACCUACGUGGUAAUAGGAGACGAUUCGGAUGAGGAAACAGCAGCGCGAGCGCACAAUUUUCCUUUUUGGAGGAUAAACAGUCACUCAGACACUCAAGCCCUGUAUACUGCCUUAGAAAUGGGAUUUCUUUAAUCAAAAACACAUACAAAAACCAGUAUCAUUAGGAAACAUUUUGGCCGUAUGAAACACUAUAUUAUUUCUGUGCGAUUUGCAAGAAAAAUUAGCGAUUAAAUCAAUUCAAACACACACACACACACACACACACACACACACACACACACACACACACAAAAACACGCGCGUGCGCGCAAGCGUAUAAUCCCUCACUCUCUUUUUCUGGGCAGCUCUUAUCAUUUCUAUAACUGUUUUAAUGUGUGUAAAAUACAUACAUUAAAAAAAAAGAUUGACUUUCAUAACUGUCAUCGUUAUAUUCGUCGACGAAAACAAUUUGUGAAUUCGGACAUCUUGUCUGAAAGUGAUAUAGAAUGAAAGUAAAAUUUUAGUGAUAGGUAAAUUCGAAGAAUAAAGAUUUAUGUAUAAUAAGAUUUUUUCUGAUGCGGUUUUCUUGAUACUUAGUCAUGUGUACUAUAAUAAAUUUACUAUAAUAAAUUGAGAAACGAAAUUUGUGAAAAGUAUAUAUAAUAAUAUACGUUUCAUGUACUUAAACAUACCGUUUGCAUCUUUUUUUAAUAUAACAAAAUCAAAUAAUUUUUACUAAUAUGUGCUAAUAGAUUUUAAUAGAACAGAAUUUCUUUAUCGAUACUGUUUACACAGUUUGUAUGUAAUUUAUAUUACAUAAUUUUUUAUAAACUAUUAUUAUAACUCACUCUUAAUAUACCGUGAUAUCUCUAUGCACAAAUUACAAAAAGUUUAUUUGAUUGUUCAUUACAAUUCCAUUAAUUUCAUCUAUUUAUACCUGUAUUUGUUAUAUCAUAUGUAUUUUUUUACAUUCCACUUAGUUUUAAUGUCGCAAAUAUAGCAAAUAUAAGGAACAUUGUGUAUUUUGAAAGUAUCCAUAUCAAUUACACGUUACACACACACACACACACACACACACACACACACACACACACACACACACACACAUAUAUAUACCCACACACACCAUAUAACAAUCUUAUUGAACAUAAAUGCAUUAGAAAAAGUAUUUAUACUAUAUAUUUGUAAAAAUGCUAUAUAGUUAUUAUCGUAUUUUGGAAUUGUACAAGGCUAUUUGACAAAUGAAAAAAUGCAUUAACUUAUAAUAUAAUAAAGAUGAAAGAAUGAAUUAGUAUAGUUACUAAUUACAGUUGACAUCGUUAUGUGUAAAAACAGCGUAUAAAAAUUUUCUGGAUACCGUAUUAUUCGUUAACAAAGCUAUUAAUAAAAAUAUAAUUGAAAAUAUAAUAUGUAAUGUUCGUGUCAAAAGAAGAAUGCAAAAGUGAAAGUAACUUUAUCCCUUGGUAAAAGAAAUUAUCUAUGCAUCGAGUCUAUGUUAAAUUAUAUAUAACUAAUUUAAUAUCAGCUAUUCUGAAAAUAAAUCAAUAUUCUAAGA